Chrysochloris asiatica (Cape golden mole) is the source of this 1962-nucleotide messenger RNA. RefSeq names its product N-glycanase 1 (gene NGLY1). Gene Ontology annotation, molecular function: peptide-N4-(N-acetyl-beta-glucosaminyl)asparagine amidase activity. Lineage: Eukaryota; Metazoa; Chordata; Mammalia; Afrosoricida; Chrysochloridae. Gene Ontology annotation, biological process: glycoprotein catabolic process; protein quality control for misfolded or incompletely synthesized proteins; protein deglycosylation. Bases 229 to 1962 code for a protein of 577 amino acids. Gene Ontology annotation, cellular component: nucleus; cytoplasm; cytosol. The transcript is spliced from 12 exons. The record is from RefSeq and is a predicted model, not a curated record.
GCGGCGGCGACGCUGGCCAGCUCCUCGGGCUCCUCGUCCCCGGCCGUUGCCGAACUCUGCCAGAACUCCCUAGAGACCUUUCUGGAGGCGUCCAAACUGCUGCUCACCUAUGCGGACAACAUCCUCAGAAACCCUAAUGAUGAAAAAUAUAGAUCUAUCCGGAUUGGAAAUACAACAUUUUCUACUAGACUUUUGCCUGUCAGAGGAGCUGUUGAAUGUUUAUUUGAAAUGGGAUUUGAAGAAGGAGAAACACAUCUUAUUUUUCCUAAAAAAGCAUCAGUGGAGCAGCUGCAAAAAAUCCGUGACCUGAUUGCCAUAGAGAGAAGUAGCAGAUUGGAUGGGUCAAAUAAAAGCCACAAAGUAGAUUUAUCUCAGCAACCUGCAGCCAGUACCCAGCUUUCUGCAGCACAGCCUUCAGCUCCUGUUGGGUUAACACAGCACCCAGGGAACAGUCAAGGGCAGCCUUCAAUGCCACUGUCUACUCCAGGGGUUUCUGCUAAUUCAGCCAUUCUAAAAACGCUUCAGUCCAACAUUCAGCAUGUCCUGAUCUAUGAGAACCUCGCUCUUCAGGAGAAAGCUUUGAUGUGUAUUCCUGUCCAAGAACUAAAAAGGAGAUCACAGGAAAAGUUAUCUAGAGCUAGAAAAUUAGAUAAAGGUACUGUUCUCAAUGAUGAGGAUUUUCUUUUGCUGGAACUUUUGCACUGGUUUAAGGAAGAAUUUUUUCACUGGGUAAAUAACAUUAUGUGCAGCAAAUGUGGUGGCCAGACAAGGUCUAGAGGUGACUUAUUAUCCCCUGAUGCUGAUGAGCUGAAGUGGGGUGCAAACAGAGUAGAAGAUCAUUACUGUGAUGUAUGCCAGUUCAGCAGUCGGUUCCCAAGGUACAACAACCCUGAGAAACUUUUGGAAACAAGAUGUGGACGUUGUGGCGAGUGGGCCAAUUGUUUUACACUGUGUUGCCGAGCUUUGGGGUUUGAAGCUCGCUAUGUUUGGGAUUACACAGACCAUGUCUGGACAGAAGUCUAUUCUCCGUCUCAGCAGCGGUGGCUACACUGUGAUGCCUGUGAAGAUGUCUGUGACAAACCACUCCUUUAUGAAGUAGGAUGGGGCAAGAAGAUCUCCUAUGUGAUAGCAUUCUCUAAAGAUGAGGUGGUUGAUGUCACUUGGCGAUAUUCUUGUAAACAUCAAGAGGUAAUCUCUAGAAGAACUGAGGUUAAAGAAGAAUUACUUCGAGAAACUAUUAAUGGGCUUAAUAAGCAGAGACAACUAUCUUUGUCAGAAAGCCGAAGAAAAGAACUUCUCCAGAGGAUAAUUGUGGAACUUGUUGAAUUUAUAUCUCCUAAAACUCCUAAGCCUGGAGAACUUGGUGGAAGAAUAUCUGGGUCUGUGGCUUGGAGAGUGGCCCGAGGUGAAAUGGGUCUAGAGGUAAAUGAAACCCUGUUCAUCCCCUCCGAAAAUGAGAAGGUUUCUAAGCAGCUCCACCUUUGCUAUAAUAUUGUGAAAGACUGCUACAUCCGAAUUUCAAAUAACAGUCAAACCAUUUCUGGAUGGGAGAAUGGUGUGUGGAAAAUGGAAUCCAUAUUCAGAAAAAUUGAAACAGACUGGAACAUGGUGUAUUUAGCCCGGAAGGAAGGAUCAUCCUCUGCUUAUAUUUCCUGGAAGUUUGAGUGUGGAUCAGUUGGUCUUAAGGUAGAUAGCAUUUCCAUUAGAGCAAGUAGUCAAACCUUUCAGACGGGAACAAUACAGUGGAAAUUGCGAUCUGAUACAGCACAAGUAGAAUUGAAAGGAGAUAAACAGCUUCGCUCCUAUCAUGAUUUUUUUGGUGUCACUGAAGUUAUUUUGGAAGCAGAAUUAAACCAAGGAGAUGGUGAUGUUGCUUGGCAACAUACGCAGCUGUUUAGACAAAGCCUAAAUGACCAUGAAGAAAAUUGUUUGGAGAUAAUUAUAAAAUUCAUUGACCUUUGA